AUGGCGAUUCACCCUAGUUUCCCAUCGCAAGACGGGCCAUUGUCCUCUCAGCAGGCCCGCGCGAUCUCGGCUUGGACCGAACAGGCUGCGGCUUCCUUGGAGAACCUUACAAUUACCGAGUCGGCUCCCACGAGCACUACCUUGCGGGGUGCGACUGUCUCGCUCUCGAUUCCCCUAGAUGACCCUGUCCCAGCCGCAGAUGGUACCGCGCCCAGAAUCAAGACCUUGUGUCAAAGCACAGCAGAGAAAGUCCAAAAGGUGCCGGCGGUCACCUUCCGACGCCGAGAACCGCUCCGCCGUGAUAGCCUGAAGAGACGGGAGGCGUUGCUCAAGGGUAAAGACGGCAGUCGCCGGAGGCAGCGCUGGGAGAAUGACCGUCUCCUCCAUAAUCCUUGGGCUGAGAUGCCGUCUCCCAAGGAUUGGAUGCCGCAGCCCACGCAUACUCGCCACGAACCGAUGCCGUAUUUUCUAGCGCCGUUAUGGGACAGCCACUACGCACAUAUCGAGCGACCCGCGCCAGCCAAGCCCAGGCACCACAUCCCGAAGGAACUCCGUCAUAAGCUGAAACAUGCUCGGGCGGCCCGCGGUAUGUUGCAGGAUCUGGAAGAGGAUGUUCGGCAGUAUAUCAAACAGUGGCAGCUAGUGCGGAAGAAGGACGGGCUCGCGGACGCGUCGUCAUCGUCUGAUGAAGACUCCGAAGACGAGGUCGUGUUUGUCGGCCGGAACGGACAGAAGCUGCAAAAUAUGCGCGAGCCGCCGAGCUCGCAUAAUCAGUGCCAGGGAGAAAAGAUGGUGUUUGAAAGCUCCAUCGAUGACCCUACUGCUGGCUUUGGUCGGUGGCUUGUCCACUCAAUAGCUUCCUAUUAUGGUCUCCAUACAUGGUCCGUGACCAUUGUCGGAACCGCUCGACGGGAGGCCUAUGUUGGCUUCUACCCACCGUCUCCACGCGCGGACUUGCUCUCCCAUUCUCCCUCAAGCUGCCGUGGCGAAGUCUCAUUCCAGCCUGGCGAAAAACUUCCCCAACCUUUGUGGAAACAGGUCUGA
Molecule: messenger RNA, 1044 nt
Organism: Aspergillus mulundensis
Lineage: Eukaryota; Fungi; Ascomycota; Eurotiomycetes; Eurotiales; Aspergillaceae
Exons: 2
Coding region: 1-1044 (347 amino acids)
Molecular function (GO): nucleic acid binding
Source: RefSeq, a predicted model, not a curated record